ACGUUGGCACUGGGAUCGCGAUGAUGAGUCUGCGAAAAACUCCUCGAAGUACUAAUGAUAAGACUAAGAUUGAGAUCCUUCGUAAAAAACUCUUCCAAUGGACGUGCGAACAACACGCUACCAAUCAGCCGUUGAACAGGGAAAUAGUUGGACGGAAAGCCGUCGAUCUCUCACUCGAAUUAGGCCUCGGAGACGUUAAAUUUUCGAAAAGAUGGGUGACGAUCUUCCUAAAGAAGUACGGUUUUUUACCGUCAAUCGCUUCCACUCUGCAUGAUCCGGUCUUCAAGGACUAUCGAGAGUGGAUCGACCUGAUGAGACCCCACAUGUCUCAGUAUCGGUACAAGGACGUCUUUCAGGUUGACGAGAUCGGAAUGUACCAUAAUAUUUCCCCAGAGAAGAUACCAGGAGAGGCGAUCGGUUGCGUUACUUGCAGAAACGGAGAAGACAGGGAACAUCGCGUUACCGUAUUGCUUUGCUGCAGCGCAUCGGGGGUCGAGAAACUGCCGCCAUUGAUAUGCGGAAAAUUCGAUACUCAGGUGCAGGCUUACGACAGAUGCAAAUACUCUUUCAAUCCGGACGCGUGGAUCACUCGAGACGUAUUCAGAGUCUGGAUAACAGACUUAAACGCCCAAAUGGCGCGAUCGAACAGGAAGAUUGUAAUGCUGCUGAGCAGGAGUCGCGUCCAUGCUCUAAAGGACACUGUCCUGUCGAAUGUGAGCCUGAUUUUCUUCCCAAAAGAGUUUCCCCCAAACUUGCAGCCGCUAAGGGCGAAUAUAUUUCACUGCUUCAAAACGAUCUACCGCCAGAGUUACACCGCGAGGAAGGUGACGAUGGGGUCCAAUUUUAAUUGGACCUUCGCGGACACUAUCGACAACAUCGUAAAUGCGUGGGAGAGCGUCUCGAAGGAAUUUAUCUUGUCCAGUUUUCGACGCGCGAAUAUCAGACGCGAUAACGACACGCCAGAGAUCAUCUCCUGUCCCGAAUGGGACCGCCUAUAUCCAGGCAUUUCAUUUCGCAACUAUGUUACCUUCGACGAUAAUCUCAGCGUAAGCUUCUCGUCCAUCAGCCGGCGGUCCCAUCGUUUAGCAGAAGUAUCAACUGCCUGCAAACAUGGCUUGCAAACGUCAUUCGCAUCAGGGCACGAUAUCAGUGAGUCUUUUCAUCAACCCAAUGAAGUCGCAAGUGAUUCCGAGUCUUUGGGCGAAGAUGUGGUCGACGAGAUAUCGAUGCACAGACCGGACGGAAAUUCACUUCUGCAGGUAUCAUCCGUCGAACACGUAACUGAUGGAUUGGACGCGGAAAAGACAAGAACGACGUUUACCUUUUGGGGUGAAAACAGUCCCCGGAUCUCGGAUACGAACGAGGAUACGCUUCUUCCAUGCGUUGUUGAUGUUGUUCGGAACAUGGUCCGUAAGGCUGAGGACAUUGCCGAGGAUCGAGGGAUCGACGAGGACGAUACGGAUCUUCAAGUGCAGGACGAAGACAGCGAGCGGAGGGUGACGGCAACGAGAAAAACAGUUCGGGGGGAAAUUGACGGAGAGGAGGAAACUAACGACGACUCACGGGAGCCAACGGAGAAGCGAUGGAUGGGCGAAGAGGCAUGGUUCAAAAUAUACGAGCAUAGCUUCGUCUUCGGGGCUCCGGAUGGUUCUCGGGGGACUGCUUCGGACCAUCGUGCGGAUGUGAAAACGGCCGCGAUGCCACAGACGGGGAUUAAUUCGUUAUAGAAAACCGAGGACCUGGAGAAGAGGAGCAUCUUUACUAUGAAUCACACGCCCUCGAUUAGACCGCAGAAUUAGUAACCGUAGACCGACUUUUUCGCUGCUGUCUAAAUCAAUGAGAUCUAUGCCUGCAGUGCUCACGUCAUUUUCAGAAUUGAUUAGGCUGAAUGCGACAGGGAAAUGACUCAAUGAGUUGAUCAAGUGCUGUAGUAUUCAACAAAGUGUGCCUUCUUCGCCGGGGGACGAACAAAAAUUACCUGUUUUUACUUCUUUGUGAUAUGAUGUAAUCAACUAUAGAGAAUUCAUAAAAGGGCGAGAUGUGUGAGAAAUUUGUUUGUGCAAUCGAAUUACAGCGGCUCGCU
Molecule: messenger RNA, 2083 nt
Organism: Diprion similis
Lineage: Eukaryota; Metazoa; Arthropoda; Insecta; Hymenoptera; Diprionidae
Product: tigger transposable element-derived protein 6-like
Exons: 2
Coding region: 21-1727 (568 amino acids)
Cellular component (GO): nucleus
Molecular function (GO): DNA binding
Source: RefSeq, a predicted model, not a curated record